AUAAGUGUGACGACGUCAAGUUUAUGUACCGCAUUAAUUCAAUUUUUGUCGACGCUCGUGAGAAUCCACUGUCAACGUUCACCAUGCUUGAAAGGCGUGUUAGUUGACAAGUACUCGUCUACAUACUGUGCUGAAUAUAAUGCUGCAUACCAACACCCAAAUCCUCGACUGAUGGACCGUGAAAUAUGGCAAAGGCUCAACAACGUGCUGCAGUGUCUGGAGGUCAACAAGAUGACCAUCUCAGACUUCAUAGAACAACUUCUGCAAAGCACAGAGGAGACCCACGAGUCAGCGAAGAAUGAUCUAGUGCGAAACGGCUUGGAUAUUUGCACUCACCUCUAUCAGUAUCCCAACACUCGCACAUCAAUGUCUUUGUGGGCACAUGGAGUCGUGAGGUCAGCACUCAGUGCAGAGAUCAAAGACCUAGCACGAAAGGAUAACAGAUUGCAUUUCCACGCCAAAUCCGCGACGACAGAGCAGCUAGAAAACUUGUUUAUGCCUCAGCUUGCUGAAAAAAUCAGAAAACACGCACCGACUGUUUGGAGAUUAAUAUUCUCGCUUCUCGAGGCUUCUGAUGAACGACGGAGCACGGGAAAAGCUACGGCUGAUGAUAUGGUAAUGACAGAAGUGUUUGCGGAUGCGGAGCGUGACCUUGGAGAGAUUGGUGGCGACAAUGGGGUAGAUGAAUCUGCGAUGUCAGAUACAAGUGACUCGGACGAACAAAGGAACGACUCAUGCAAGCAGCAUCCGCCGAAACGGUCCCAUGCCCAAGUAGAGGCAAGAAACACAACA
Molecule: messenger RNA, 792 nt
Organism: Suillus clintonianus
Lineage: Eukaryota; Fungi; Basidiomycota; Agaricomycetes; Boletales; Suillaceae
Exons: 1
Source: RefSeq, a predicted model, not a curated record